Molecule: messenger RNA, 1773 nt
Organism: Miscanthus lutarioriparius
Lineage: Eukaryota; Viridiplantae; Streptophyta; Magnoliopsida; Poales; Poaceae
Source: the annotation of a GenBank genome assembly
AUGACGGCCGUGGUGCCGCUGUACGUGGCGAUGAUCCUGGCUUACGGGUCGGUGCGGUGGUGGCGCAUCUUCUCCCCCGACCAGUGCUCCGGGAUCAACCGCUUCGUCGCGCUCUUCGCCGUGCCGCUGCUGUCCUUCCACUUCAUCUCCACCAACAACCCCUACACCAUGAACCUGCGCUUCAUCGCCGCCGACACGCUGCAGAAGCUCAUGGUGCUGGCCAUGCUCACCGCGUGGAGCCACCUCAGCCGCCGGGGCAGCCUGGAGUGGACCAUCACGCUCUUCUCGCUCUCCACGCUGCCCAACACGCUGGUCAUGGGCAUCCCGCUGCUCAAGGGCAUGUACGGCGACUUCUCCGGCAGCCUCAUGGUGCAGAUAGUCGUGCUCCAGUGCAUCAUCUGGUACACGCUCAUGCUCUUCAUGUUCGAGUACCGCGGCGCGCGGCUGCUCAUCACGGAGCAGUUCCCGGACAACGCGGGCGCCAUCGCCUCCAUCGUCGUCGACCCGGACGUCGUCUCCCUCGACGGCCGGAGGGACGCCAUCGAGACGGAGGCCGAGGUCAGGGAGGACGGCAAGAUACACGUCACCGUGCGCCGCUCCAACGCGUCGCGCUCCGACAUCUACUCGCGACGCUCCAUGGGAUUCUCCAGCACCACGCCGCGGCCCAGCAACCUGACCAACGCCGAGAUCUACUCGCUGCAGUCGUCGCGGAACCCGACGCCCCGGGGCUCCAGCUUCAACCACAACGACUUCUACUCCAUGGUCGGCCGCAGCUCCAACUUCGGCGCGGCCGACGCGUUCGGCAUCCGCACGGGCGCCACGCCGCGGCCGUCCAACUACGAGGACGACGCGUCCAAGCCCGCCAAGUACCCGCUCCCCGUGGUGAAUGCGGCGCCCGUUCCCGGGGCGGCGGGACACUACCCCGCGCCCAACCCGGCGGUGGCCGCGGCGCCCAAGAAGAAGGCGGCCACCAACGGGCAGGCCAAGGGCGAGGACCUCCACAUGUUCGUCUGGAGCUCCAGCGCGUCGCCCGUGUCGGACGUCUUCGGCGGCGGCGCGCCGGACUACAACGACGCCGCGGCCGUCAAGUCCCCCCGCAAAAUGGACGGUGGCGGAGCCAAGGACAGGGACGACUACGUGGAGCGCGACGAGUUCAGCUUCGGGAACAGGGGCGCGAUGGACAGGGACGCGGAGGCAGGGGACGAGAAGGCCGCGGCGGCGGCGGCGGCGGGCGGGGACCCCAGCGCGGUGGCCGCGCCGACAGCGAUGCCGCCGACGAGCGUGAUGACCCGUCUCAUCCUGAUCAUGGUGUGGCGCAAGCUCAUCCGCAACCCAAACACCUACUCCAGCCUCAUCGGCGUCAUCUGGUCGCUCGUCUGCUUCAGGUGGAACUUCCAGAUGCCGGCCAUCGUCCUGAAAUCCAUCUCCAUCCUGUCGGACGCGGGGCUCGGAAUGGCCAUGUUCAGUCUCGGGCUGUUCAUGGCGCUGCAGCCCCGGAUCAUCGCGUGCGGCAACAAGGUGGCGACGUUCGCCAUGGCGGUGCGCUUCCUGACCGGUCCGGCCGUUAUGGCGGCCGCGUCCUUCGCCGUGGGCCUCCGCGGCACGCUUCUGCACGUCGCCAUCGUCCAGGCAGCUCUGCCCCAGGGCAUUGUCCCCUUCGUCUUCGCAAAGGAGUACAACGUGCACCCUGACAUUCUCAGCACCGCAGUCAUUUUUGGCAUGCUCAUCGCCCUGCCGAUCACGCUCGUCUACUACAUCCUGCUCGGCCUGUGA